This is a messenger RNA of Closterium sp. NIES-67, 1089 nucleotides long. The record is from the annotation of a GenBank genome assembly. NCBI's taxonomy places the organism in Eukaryota, Viridiplantae, Streptophyta, Zygnematophyceae, Desmidiales, Closteriaceae.
UUCCUCUUUACGCCACAUCUUGGAUUCUCGUGGAUCCUUCCGCUGCUUGUGUCAUUCCCCACCACGAUCCCUUCGGCCCUCCGCUCGCCUUUCUCUCGUCAUCGUGUCGCCCGUCGCUCCACGCACUCGCGCCUCCCCACCCUCCUCGCCUCUCCGUCGAUAGGGGUGCUGUGAGGGGCGUUAUGCUGUCCUGCGGUCUGAGGUGCAUAGAGCUCCCCAUGGCAAUGGGACUGUAGCCGACCACGCACUUGAGCCUGAGUGUCUAGUUUCGGCAUGGCCGAGCCUGUGACGGUGGGUCGGUUCUUUGGCGCGCUGGGCAAGACAUGGGCGCUCAUAGGCGCGCUGUACCUGUUUGACAAGUACUCGCCUCUGGGCUGGUGGACGUUCAAGCCUCGCCCCAAGGAAGAGAAGGCCAUGGCUCACUUAUAUGAGAGAGGCCCCACGCCCUUCCCAGGGGACAGGGCAGUAGGCGACCCACACGCAGUGGACCGGUACUUUGAGCGCGGCGGCGUGGCGACCACGGUGGUGCCAGCGCGCUUCCGCCAGUCGUCGUCUGCAGGCAGCACUGGGCCGGACCUGGAGGGGCGGAGGGCCGUGGAAGUGCAGAGGGUGAAGCGCGAGGCGCUGCGGCUGUGGCUGCGCAUGAGGAGAGAGGCCGAGAGGGAGCUCAAGAAACAGGGGUAUGACCCGAUGCAGUGAGAGAGAGAGGGGGUGGGGUGGGGGGUGGGGGUUUGUGUGAUGGUAGGGGGGGAAGAUUUUGUGUGGGUGGCAGUGGUGAUCGCUGAUUGCAGGGAAAGAGAGGUUUGAAAGUGAGGUUCCUGAUUUUUUUUAUUUUUUUUUUUAAGUGCGCCAGUAGGGAAGAGCAGCAAGGGAAAGAAGGGCGUGGAUUACAAGCAAACAUGUCAAGAGAAUACAGGCAUUGUUUGUAGUUUUGUAAACAAGAGAAUACAACUUGUGCUACAAUUGCACUUCCCAUCAAUAGCACAUCAGGGCGUGCUCAGCUCACUGAGAUUCCCAAACUAAUUAGUGCAAUAGCCGUUUGUUUGUUACCAUAUAGGGCACAGCUUGGAUAGUGCGGCACUAGACUUA